AUGACUAGUACACGUAGCCACCACUGGACGCCGCAGGCACAUCCGUACCCUGCUGCGCGUCGCUCGGAUGCCAAAACCGAGUACAACAGCAAAGCGCACAGCUCUGUUACCGUCCCUGAGCCAUACGACUGGCUCGAGACGCCGUCGUCGCAGAGCAAAGAGACAGCUGAAUGGGCCCAGGCCCAAGAAGCGUACACCAAGUCAUUCUUGGAUUUGUGUACGGACAAGGACAUACUGCGCGAACGGAUCGAGCAAAACUGGGACUUUGCGCGUGCUUCGGCGCCGUCUAAGAAGGGCGACGGCCGCUUUUACUACUCGUACAAUUCUGGCUUGGCGCCCCAGAGCGAAAUUUAUUGCGCGACCCUGGACGAGAUCAAUGCCGCGCAAAAAGACGAGAAACAGCGCGCGGGCCAAGUGUUUUUCAACACCAACGUCUUGUCCGACGACGGCACAGUGGCGCUCACAUCCAUGGCCUUUUCCGAAUCGGGCGAGUACUUUGCGUACGGUGUCUCUGUGAGCGGCUCGGACUGGUUCAAGGUGUAUGUGCGCCGCACCGAUGCUCCGCUCGUCAGCAACGACGGAACUGAAGGCGGCGGAGAUCGUUUGCCAGACGUGCUGGAGAAUAUUAAAUUUUCCGGGGUCACUUGGACACACGACAACAAAGGCGUAUUCUACCAGCAGUUUCCCGCGGUAUCACAGGCUGACAAAGGCACCGAGACGGACGCGAACCAGGACGCUCAGCUUUUUUACCACUACCUCGGACAGCCGCAAUCGCAAGACACGCUGAUUGUAAGCAAAGACAAGAAGCUGCCGAGCUCCAUGUGGCACACUGAGGUGAGCGAUGAUGGAAAGUGGCUCCUGCUCGAGAACUCUAAGGACACGGAUACCAAACAUCGGUACUACAUGGCCAGUUUGGACCAAGGGAUCCGCUCCGACAUGCGCUGGAUUCCCGUCACAACGGAAUUCAAGCACAUGCUUGGCUACAUCACCAACAAUGCUAACCGCUUCUAUUUCCUUACCAACAAGGAUGCGCCGAACUACCGUAUUGUGUAUGCCGAUAUUGAUCCGGAUGCUGCACAGGCAGUCGAGCAUGUCACGGACUUGGGCGGCGGCGUCGACAAGUUUGUGGACCUGGUGCCCGAAGACAAGGACGCGAUCCUUACCUCGGCCAAAGUGGUCGCCCAGAACAAGUUGCUUGUCACGCUCUCCCGCGAUGUCAAGGACGAGCUUUGGCUUUUUGAUCUCGACUCGGGCAAGCGCAUCAUGCAGCUUCUCCCGGACCUGGUCGGAACCAUUAGCCAAGUCACGGGCAGGAGGGAGGACAGCGAGUCGUUUGUCUCGACCAUGUCGUUUGCAAACCCUGGCAUGAUAGAGCGCAUAUCCUGGGAGAGCGAAGAAAACGCGCAGGUUGCGACACCGCCAGCAUCUGUGAAGGUGUACAGCACCACCCAUGUCGCUGGAAUCCGCCCCGAAAACUUUGUGAGCAGGCAAGUCUUUUUCCAGAGCAAGGACGGUACUAGGAUUCCCAUGUUUCUUACCUAUUCGCGCGACUUGCCGCUGGAUGGCACAGCGCCCGCGCUGGUCUACUUCUACGGGGGCUUCAACAUCCCCAUCACACCCGUCUUCUCGCCAUCGAUGAUGACAUGGGUCGCUUCUUAUCGCGGCGUACUUGCGUUUGUCAACGCCCGUGGCGGCGGCGAAUACGGAGACAAGUGGCACGAAGCUGGGUCCUUGCUCCAGAAGCAGAACGUUUUUGACGAUAUUCUCGCGGGCACCAAAUGGCUGCACGAAAAUAACUAUGCGGCCAAAGGCAAGAUCAUUGUCACGGGCGGAAGCAACGGCGGUUUGGGCACUGCCGCGGUGGUGAACCAAUGCACGGACGAGCACGGAAUCGGUGCUGCAAUCGCCGAUGUCGGCGUGCACGACAUGCUCAAGUUUCCACUCUGGACGAUUGGGAAGGCAUGGUGUGCCGACUAUGGAAACCCACAGGAAGAUGCUGCUGCGUUUGACUACAACUAUGCCUACUCGCCAUUGCACAAUGUCAAGGGAGACAAGGUGUAUCCAACAGUCGUGCUCGCGUGUGCAGACCACGAUGACAGGGUCGUACCUGCGCAUUCGUUCAAGCUUGCAGCAGAGAUGCAGUACCAACUGAAAGACAAUCCGAAUCCGCUCUUGCUUCGCGUCGAGAUAGACGCCGGGCACGGCGCCGGGAAGAGUACGCAGAAGCGCAUUGCAGAAGCGAGUGAAAGUAUGUAUUCCUGUACACUAACGACAGAAUAUGCAAUUGCUGCAUACAUGCUGGGACUUCAGCUGCAUCCGACCUCUGCGUUGUAA
Malassezia vespertilionis is the source of this 2334-nucleotide messenger RNA. Its product is annotated as prolyl oligopeptidase. The transcript has a single exon. Gene Ontology annotation, cellular component: cytosol. NCBI's taxonomy places the organism in Eukaryota, Fungi, Basidiomycota, Malasseziomycetes, Malasseziales, Malasseziaceae. The record is from RefSeq and is a predicted model, not a curated record. Gene Ontology annotation, biological process: proteolysis. Bases 1 to 2334 code for a protein of 777 amino acids. Gene Ontology annotation, molecular function: serine-type endopeptidase activity; oligopeptidase activity.